GUUUGCAAAAUCGGCUCGAAUGUUAAUUGGCGGCGACAGCGGCGCGGCAAAAAAAAAAAAGUAUGUCGGUAUUUGUCAGUCGUCGUCGUUUCCAGCCUGACGGUCGUUACAACGACAUCAACUUGUAAAAUCCACGAUAAAAUAAAGUUGUUGUGUUGUUGGAAAAUCAUCUUUUUUUUCGCGAAUGAAUGAGAAACGUUGUUGUAACAAAUAAUCUCUCUGCCAAUCAGCGACCGGUCGUUGUUGGAGAAGACGCGCGCGUAACUCGACUUCGAUGUUUUAUUGUGUAUAUAUACCACUCUGUAUAGUGUAUAUUUUAAGAGUUUUUAAGAAUAGUUUAAUUAUCCCCUAAACUCGAUUAUCAUUAGGUCAAUAUUCCUCCAAUUAAAAUUGUUUUUCACUUUUUCAGUGUAUAUAUAUAUUAAUAAAAGUGUCCAUGAAGAGAAAAUGUUGAUUCGAGGGCAUCGCUAUAAGAAAACAGGAUAGAACUUUAAAACGCCGAUAGCCCACUCGCUCUCACACACAUACACACACACACACAAACAUCCACACACAUACAAACAAACAUGAAACAAGCUUGUGUUCGCAUCUUUUCGUUUUAAUUAAUUUUACGGUUUAUAAAAACGAAACAUUGUUGGAUUAAGAAAAUUUUCAAUAUACAGUGAAUAGUGAAGUGUCGCGUAGUUUUCUUUUUCCCCGCAAACGACGAUAUAACGAAUCGUCGCUAUUGUGUGGAAAUUGUUGAAUAAUCAAAAAAAAGCAAAUAAAAUCAACCACCAAAAGAGGUGAUAUUAUAAAAUGUCGCCCUUUCGUUAGUGUUGCCACGCCGUGCCGGUUUUGUGUCUCUUUGUGUGUGUUAUUUUUUUAUCUCGAGAAAAAUUAAGGAGAAAAAAAUUAUUUUUUUUUUAUAAUACAAAAAAAAAGGAACGAUCAAGGCUAACCUAAAAAAUCAUUUUCGUUUUGCGCCCUCUCGUGCCCGCUAGUUUCGUUAUUAUUUUUUUUCAUAAUAUUCGCUUCGUUUCGCGUUUCGGAUAAAAACUCGUCCAUUUUUCGAAGUUUGAUUUUGGGCAUUUUUUUUUUUGGUUUUUUUUAACGAAUCGAGUAGUAAAGAAGUUUGUCGAAAAUUGACAGACUUUAAACGGGGGAAAUAAAGUCGAUUUUAUUGUGUGACUAUGAAGUGGCUAAGUGCGGGAAGCGCUGCUAGUGUUGGUGGGGGCGGGGGUGCAGGUGAACCGGCACCCCCGAUGCAGUUACACCAUCCAGCAAAUGGACACAUACCUGUUGAUUCUGAUCAGGGUACUCAAAUUAUGGCUGGUGGUGAUGGAGUAAGAAUUCAAAGUGGACAAACUCAUCAAAUGGGAAUCAGCAGACCUCAAGACGAUGCAAUGGUUGGCUACGUUUUUCAACGACCAAUCGAAGCGGAUUUUAAUGCUCAGUCUUCUGGAUUUCACAAUAAACAAGCACCUCGUGCUUGGGCAUUGGCUGAUGAAGCCAAUAUUGAUAGUAGUCAAGAAAAAUGGAAAUAUCCAUUGAAUAAACUUGGUCUUUUACAACAGAAUCAACCACAACAACUUGGAUUACAAACUAUGAAUAACGUUCAUACUGUACCAUACGAAAUUCAUCCAAUGCAAUUGAAGAGUGCAAAUCCAAGUGCAGAACAUCUUGUUUAUUUGAACAACCAGAUGACUGCUCAGCAACAAGUAGCUUUAUUUCAUCAUCAACAGCAACAGCAGCAGCAACAACAACAACAGCAACAACAAUUUCGAAAUGGACAGGUGUCGUUCACUGGCGGAGUAUCGAUCGCUCCCUCGGCAAAGAAACUCUGGGGUGUGGACGAGGGUGGAUCGAAAGAUGAAGGUGGUGUAAAAGGUGGUGGGAUAUUACACUUGGACGCCCAUCAAAUGUGGAGGGAUUCAACUUGGAGUACAUCAGAUCAUGCAGUAUCACAACCAAUAUCUAUGGGAGCAGGUAGAAGAAUGGCUGUAAGCACUGGCUUCCACCAUCAAGCCUCGGAAGUAGGAGCCGUUCUCAGUCCUAGAAGCAGUGAAACUGGUGGACUUGGCGUGAAAAUGGUGGAAUAUGUUCUCGGUGGUUCCAGUCCAACAACACCAAAAGACUUGGACCCAAGAAUGGUUUCUCUUAGAUUAAAUACUGACGCUGAUAAGAAAGAAAAGGAAAAAGGUUCUACGAGUCCGUUUGAUGGCUCGAAAGAUGACAAUGGUCCUCAAGGCAAUGGACUUACAUCGCAAAAUGGUUUAGAUGAUGACAAAGGGUUUAAUCGUACACCGGGAAGUCGACAGCCAUCACCGGGUGAAGAGGAAUUUCAAAAAAAUGCAGCCACUCUGGCCGUAACCGCUGGAGGGGGUGGUGUUGUAUUGUUGAAGCCAGGUGUCGAUGUUGUCGGUAGUGAAGAACAUUUUAUGGCAGCAUUUGCACCUGCACCGCCUCAUCAUUUGCAACAUCAUCAAGCUCCACAAACCCAUCAUCUUCAGCAUCCGCAUUCACAGCUUUUUGGCGCUCAGGGACCACCGCCACCGCAAGGUCCACCGCCCUCUCAACAACAGCAACAACAACAAGGACCUCCACAACCUCAAGACAACACCACACACUUUGAUGUACAGCAAUUGUUUCGAAGUCAACCGCAGGGAGCAACACCACAACAAUUACAAUUACUUCAACAGCAACAGCAGCAACAACAACAGCAGCAACAAUUUUUAGCAUCGCAAGCUCAACAACAACAGCAGCAACAGCAACAGCAAAAUUUUCCAACUGCACCUUAUACUGUUAUUAGUGGACAAGAGCCAUAUGUUGGAGCAUUAAUUGCAGGCGCACCACCAGUUGUGCCUCAAUAUUAUAAUGUUGGUCCAUGGGUGUAUCCUGGUUUAUUGCCACAAGCACCACCACAAGCACAAGCACCACCACCACCUAGACGACCAUUAACACCAUCUUCGGCUGCUGCAGCGGCCGCUGCUGCGCAAGAUUCAGCUAAUCUUGCACAAACGGUGCAAGGUCAAUACCAAGUUAUACCCGCUUACUAUGAAGUGGGUCAAAAUGGGUCGAUUAUGGUUGGCGGAGUGCGUGGCUUAGGAUCGGCAGCAACACCAAUGCGUCUUGUCAGUCCGGCACCAGUUUUGGUUAAUAGAGCACCAUCGCAGCCACCUCAAGGCCCUCAAGCACCUCCACCGCCUAGUAUUUAUUCACAACCUACCCCAACGUCUCACAGUAAUGCAUCAGGAGAAUGUUUAGGUCUGGCGGCGUGCAGUGCAGCAGCAGUGGUUGCUCAAGCUCAGGCAGUAGCCGUGCAACAAGCGCAACAACAAGGAUCGGGAUUGACCGCUGGUCUUGCAGCUUUGGGCUAUGGUGGCUCUCCACUUGGUGCUCUCGGCUCACCAGCGCAACUUCAGACAACAGGAUUAGGUCUCAGCACAUCAUCUACAGGAAGAAGGGAUUCUUUUGACAGAAAUACAUCAGCAUUCAGUCCAAGCUUAGAAUACAGUCGUGCUAAAUGGCCUCAAAGUUAUGGUGCACUCGGAACAGUGACAGCAUCUCCGAGUCCUUUGGGAUUGUCCUUGACACCGCCACCAUCAAUUGGAGGUUCCUUAGGCGGUUUAGUUGGUGGAACAAAUAGAGUUUCCGCUGCACCAGGAGCAGAAGCAAAAUUCCGAACAAGCACAGUACCAACUCUCACAGCAAAUGGUGUUUUUGGAUCCAGUAGUUCUCUGUUUCCAAAUUUGGUUGGCAAACCCGGUAGAGGUGGUACCAGUGGUGUUGGCGAAAAAAGCACAGGAGGAAGAUCACGUCUACUUGAGGACUUUCGAAAUAAUAGGUUUCCAAGUUUACAAUUGCGUGACUUGGCGAAUCAUAUAGUUGAAUUUAGUCAAGAUCAACAUGGAUCGCGUUUUAUACAACAAAAAUUGGAACGUGCUUCUGCUAGUGAAAAACAACUUGUCUUUCAAGAAAUUCUUGCCUCAGCAUAUUCCCUCAUGACUGAUGUAUUCGGCAAUUAUGUCAUUCAAAAGUUCUUUGAAUUUGGAACACCCGAACAAAAAUCAACACUUGCGCAAAAGGUACGAGGACACGUUUUACCGUUGGCAUUGCAAAUGUAUGGAUGUCGCGUCAUUCAAAAGGCAUUGGAAUCAAUUGGACCAGAGCAACAACAGGAAAUUGUACGCGAACUUGAUGGUCAUGUUCUUAAAUGUGUAAAAGAUCAAAAUGGAAAUCAUGUUGUUCAAAAAUGCAUCGAAUGUGUGGAACCGCGAGCUUUACAAUUUGUGAUUGGCGCCUUUGCUGGACAGGUUUAUUCCCUCAGUACACAUCCUUAUGGAUGUCGUGUUAUUCAACGUAUUUUGGAGCAUUGUACACCCGAGCAGACACAGGGAAUUCUUCAGGAACUUCAUUCAGCCACCGAUCAACUUAUUCAAGAUCAAUAUGGAAAUUAUGUUAUUCAACAUGUUCUUGAACAUGGUAAACCUGAAGAUAAAGCACAAUUAAUCAGCAGUGUAAGAGGAAAAGUUUUGGCACUUUCACAACACAAAUUUGCGAGCAACGUUGUUGAGAAAUGUGUGACACACGCUACAAGACAGGAACGUGCUGUACUCAUUGAAGAAGUUUGCGGAUUUAAUGACAAUGCAUUGAAUGUAAUGAUGAAAGAUCAAUAUGCAAAUUACGUGGUACAAAAGAUGAUUGACGUUGCCGAGCCAGCGCAACGUAAAGUAUUGAUGCAUAAAAUUCGACCACAUUUGGGCAGUCUUCGCAAGUACACCUAUGGAAAGCAUAUAAUUGUGAAAUUAGAGAAAUUUUUCAUGAAAACAGCAUCGGCAAUGGGAGUAUCGACACCGGCAAAUGCAUCGACAGGUGCCGGCGAUUUAGGACCCAUUGGACCACCCGCAUCAUCCGCAGGACCAGUUCCAACACCAGCCCAACAAACAACUCAAGUCCUAUAAAAAGCGAGAAAAAGGGGAUAAAAAACAAAACAACAAUUUCUUUCUAAGUCGUAUUUCAAAUUGAAUAAGCUUUUUACGACAGUUUUUCUUGCACGAAGACAAUUUUUAAAUAUCUUAAUAAUAAUAAAUAUUAAUAAUUAUUAAUAAAUAGUAAUUAAUAAUAAUAGCCGGAGAAAAAAAAAAAAAAAAAAAAAGUAAUUUGUGCGCAGCUUCAUAUUUUAUAUUGCUUGAAUUUCUGUCAUGGAAAGUUCGAUACAUUUUAUUUCCAUUUUUGAAAUCGACUUCAAAAUUGAAUUUCUUUUUUUCCGAUUUCUUUGUUUUCGAAAAGAAAAAAAAGAAAGUUGCAUCUAUAUAUAUAUAUAGCUAUAGAGACCAUAUAUAGUGCUUUAUUAUCGUUGAUCGCAAAUUUAAGCGAUUAUUAUUUUUUUUUUUUCUUUCCAUCGGAAAAAAAUAGAAACUGGCUUUAGGAGCCGAACCGCAUAUUUUUUUUUUUUAAAUUAGGAAUAGCGUUUUAGACGUUCGACGUGGGAGUGAAAUCGAGAGCGUCCCCGACAUUAAAAACUCUUUGACCCGACUCUGUCCCGAUGUGUUGCCGCUUUGGAAGAGUUAUAAAAUUAGAAAUAAUAAAAGAAAAAAUAAAAAAACGUAAAAGAUCGACGAGAAGAGGCCAAGAGAGGUUCCUCUGAAUUUUUUUCAACCCCCGAGAGAAAACGUAUUACAGAAACAUUUUUCACGAGGUUUUUUUUUUUUUUUUUUUUUAAUUUCCUCGUUUUUUCUGUCUUUCUACCUCUCUUCUUUUACUUUCUUUUUUUUUAAGACUUGUGAAUAUUGUGUAUUAUAUACGAUAAAAAUUAACAUAUUUUUUUUUGCUUACGAUUUUUCUCACCAUUUUUUCCACAAUUUGCAAAAAAUAUUUGCAAAAUAAAUCGGAAAAUCGUUUUUUACCCCCCCUUUCUAUUUUUCACAAUGUAGAUGAAACUCAAUUGUAUAUUGUAUAAACGUUGUAGAAGUAAAGAAAAAAAAACCGCCGCUCAAAUCGACGAAUCAUACAGCGUGUAAAAUAGCCUUUAAAACUUCUCCUCCCAUUUUUUUUUAGCGCCUUCCAUGGAUUUUCGACGAUUUUAUAUAUAAAAAAAAAGAAAAAAUCUCGGCGGGGAAAAACUGAAAAUUUGUACAAUGUAUAAUAAUUUUGUUAAAUGUAGUUGUUAUUAAAAAAAAAACACGGGAAACCUGUUUUCUGUAUAAAUUUACAAAAAAGAGAGAAAUAUAGGAGUUUUUUUUUUGUUUUUCUUGUAAAAUAUUGUACAUAUUACGAUUUAUUAAGAGUCGAUAAAUUUCUAUUUAAAAAAAAAAACAACUUUCGCUCUUUCUUCUUGCCGAAAGUGUCAUUAUUUGUAUAAAAGAAAAAAAAAAAAAGUGAAAAACAAAAAUAGUGGUAAAAAAAAAAAAAAUACAAUUCCCGCGUCGAUGAGGAAAAUGAGAAAAAUCGUCUUUAAAUCCAAAUGGGAGAAUUAUGACAAAAUUCCACAUUACAGACAGACAUUCCAGUCACCGUCUCUCGAGUCGCUUCGUCGAUAUAAAUAUAAAUAUAAAUAUAUAUAUAAAUAUAUAUAUGAUAAUAUAAAUAUGAUAGUACCUUGAACGUAUUGUUAAACGUUGUAAUUUUUAAGAACUGACGACAUAUAUAUUUCCUUUAUAAAUGUAAAUCGCGCGUCACUUUUUGUAAAAACAAAUUUAGAAGGAAACAAAUUUUUGCCUUUCUACAUUUUCACAUCUUUAUUCAUUUUUCUCAACUCUCAAUAUUGCCAAACGAAAUACAUUUUUAUAAUUAAAGGCAAAAAAAAAAAAAAGAAAAAAAGAAAAAUAGCGAUAUAUGUCCCUCUCUCCCCCCCCACGUCUAAUAUAUAUGUUAAUUUUACAUUCUUACUCUUUAUAUAUAUAUUAUAUAUAUAAUAUAAUAAUAUAUAUAUUGAAAAAAAUAAUUCAAAUAAAUAUUUAUUUGACAAUGGUUCAUUGAGCCAAAUAAUAUUUUUUUCAGUCUAUUGUAUAUUUAUAUGGGAAAUUCCAUGUGAGAUUUCGGUUUAAAAAAAAAAAUUUUUUUAACUAGGUAGAUUUUUUUCGAAUUUUUUAUGAAAAAUGGGAAAAUACAUGUUUUUUUAUUUCUCUAUUCGAUAAAAAUUGUGGAAGUUGUGAUUUUUUUUAAAUUUAACGGCGUCAGAGGCCGACUACAUUUAAAAUGUGAUUUUUUCUGUUCUGCUAGCAGAUAAAAAAUAAUAUAUAUGAAAUUUGUUCGAUUUCUCUUUAAUAUUUUAACUAUAAUAACAAAAAAAAAAAUAU
Molecule: messenger RNA, 7280 nt
Organism: Leptopilina boulardi
Lineage: Eukaryota; Metazoa; Arthropoda; Insecta; Hymenoptera; Figitidae
Gene: pum
Product: maternal protein pumilio
Exons: 19
Coding region: 1173-4943 (1256 amino acids)
Biological process (GO): post-transcriptional regulation of gene expression
Cellular component (GO): cytoplasm; nucleus
Molecular function (GO): mRNA 3'-UTR binding
Source: RefSeq, a predicted model, not a curated record